GCCAAGCCUCACCUCUGAAGCUGUAGCCAAGAUAAGCCAAGCCAAAGCUAAAAAAAAAAAAAAAAAAAAAGACUGUGUUGUGCUGUUGGGUGAUCGUUCACGGGAUUUUCGAGUUGCAUGAAUUUCCGAAGUUAAGUUUACAGCUGCUGGGACUGUUGUCGUCGCCGUCGCAAUGACCAAACGAAGGACCGAGGACAUCGAAAACUGGUCAGGGAGCGAUUGCUCCCCGACCAAGAAGUUGCGAUGUGGAUCUCAAGAGAGUUCAUCUCAGACAAAGCAGUCCAUUGGAAUCAUAGAGUCCGUGCAGCUGAGGAACUUCAUGUGCCACACCAAGCUUGACUUUUCGUUUUCGGACCACACCAACUUUAUCAUUGGAAGGAAUGGAAGUGGCAAGAGCGCCAUCCUGACGUCGCUCAUCAUCGGACUGGGCGGAAAAGCAAACACUGCUUCGCGGGGCACGUCUGUCAAGAACCUCGUGGAAACCGGGAAACGGGCAGCGGAAGUGACGAUACGGCUGAGGAACCAUGGCCGGGACGCCUACAAGCCCGAGGAGUAUGGCAAUUCUAUUAUCGUUCACCGACGGCUCACGGCUGAGGGCGCCUCCACGUACAAGCUCAAGUCUGGGACGGGAACGGUGAUCUCCACAAAGCGAGACGAACUCCUCCACAUCCUUGACCAGUUCAACAUCCAGAUUGAGAACCCCGUGAUGAUCCUGAACCAAGAGACGAGCCGGAACUUCCUCCAGAGCAAGAGUGCCAAAGACAAGUACCUCUUCUUCAUGAAGGCUACGCAGCUGGAGAAACUCAAGCUUGACUACUGCCACAUCGAGGAAGAGCGGGCACUCGCUGAAAUGGAGGUGGUCCGGAAGGAGAAGGUCCUGCCGGAGCUGGAGAAGCAGGUGAAGCGCUACGAGAAGCAGUGGCGCCUGCUUCAGAACCUCGAGGACCAGCGGCUUAAGCUGGAGAGGUUGAAGGGGGAGCUGCUCUGGACCAGGGUGCAGGAGGAGGAAGAGUUGCUGAAGCAGUCGGAGGCGUCCCUCGCGAAGGAAGAGGCCACGUCCGCGAAGCUGAAGGAACGGAUGGCCGACUUCGAGGGUAAGGCACAGUCUCACGCGGAGAAGCAGAGGAGCCUCCAGGAGGAGCUGGAUGAGGUGCUUAACCGCAUUCAGCAGGUGCAACCUGUCUUCCUGGCUGGCAGGAAGGAGUUCAGCGCCAAGAAGGAGGCACAGCGGGAAACCGACCAAUCUGCCAACCGGAUAGAGAGAGAAAUGCAGGAGAAAAAGAAGGAAGCCCUGAUUCUUCGAAAAAGGAUCGAAGAGCUGAGGUCCAUUGACGAGGACUACUAUGCGAACGAGAAGGCCAAGCGGGAGGCGGAGAUCCAGGAGUUGGAGCAGAAGAGAGAAGAGCUCAAGUCGAGGCUGCGGACUGCGAAUCACCACUUCGAGCAGGUGAAGCAGUCCGAAAUGGUCAACUCGCAGAACCUCCACCGCAUACGGAGCGAAGAGAUGGACCUGAGGGAGCAGCAGAAUGCCGUGAGCGCUUCUAUUCAGAACCUGAGGGCAAGCAAGAAGAACAGUCUGCAGAAGUUCGGCAGGCACAUCCCAGCCCUGCUCGGCGAGAUCGAGAUCGCCGUGCGGAAAGGACACUUCCGCAAGCCUCCCAAGGGACCCCUAGGCUCCUUGCUGAAGCUGAAGGACCAGCGCUGGGACCUGGCGACAGAGAGCUGCCUCAAGAGUCUGCUGUACACCUUUCUCGUGGACAACGACCAAGACGCCAAGCUUCUGUUCCAGCUGAUGGCCAAGGUCAUGGGCAGGGACAAGAAGCCAUCCAUCGUGACGAGCUCCUACCUGGGAAAGACAUACAACUACCAUACAAAGUGUAUGAGGUCCUCGAAAUUCAUCAGCGUUUUGGAGAACCUUGACAUCCAAGAUCCAGAUGUCAUCAACACCCUGAUUGAUCAGAGAAUGGUGGAGAAGGUGGCGCUGAUUGAGAGCAACGAGGAGGCAAGGAACGCGUUGAUGAGGGUCUCGUCGGUGCCGACCAACUGUUCGGAGGCGUUCACGGCCAAGGGCGACCAGCUUUACCCUGCGCCAAACUUCCGCUACUACUCUUCGAACCAGCAACGUGCCGAGCUCCUCAAAGCUGGCGUGGAGGACCAGAUCACGGAGAAGACGGCAGAGCUGAAGCAGAUCGAGAUGCGGAUGCAGGAGCUGAAGACGGAGGCGGCCACAUUCAACGAGAGCCUGAUGCAGAGUCGGAAGGAGAGCUGCCUCCUGAGCAAGCAGCUGGAUGCCAUGAAGCGCGAAGACGUGGAGCUGCGGUCCAAGAUCCAGGAGCUCCAGCGUAUCGAAGACCCCGAGCCCACCAACGUCACCACCCUGGAGGAGGCGUUGAGCGACCUGGAGGAGGAGACCAAUAGCCUGGAAUCCAGGUUGGCGUCGACCAAGCAGGAGCAGGCCGAGAUCAAGACGGAGCUCAAGGCCCUCGCAACCAAGCUGCGAGAAGUGGAAGAGACUCGCAAGCGUCUCAUGGAAGAGUCCAACGUCGCCAAGACCAAGCUCCUUGAAGCAGACGCAGAAUUCCAGAAGGUGAAGAGCAACCGGAAAAGCUACGACGACCGCAUCGCGACCAUUGAAGAGCGCAAGUCUGCCAUCGAGACGCAGAUCAAGGUCACUGGCAAGAACAUUGUGAAACUGACGGAGAAGGCAAUGGCUCAGUCCCGAGAGCGCCUGCUGACGAGGAGAAAGGCCAACGUCAUUGAGGCCGACAUUCAGGCCCUUGAGGCACAGUUGCAGGAGGAAGAACUCAGGACUGGGGACAGGGAGGAGAUAACUCGGCAGUACACCGAAUCCAAGGCCAAGUACAACAAGAUCAAGAAGGGCAUCGAUGAACUCCGCGAGUUCCUCAAGAAACUGCUGCGGAUGACGAAAGAGCGUCAGGCCAAGUACUGCAACCUGUGCGAGCAGACGGUGCUGCGCCUCAAGCUCAUCUUUUCAUCGACCCUGAUGCAGCAGAACUUCCAGGGCAGCCUCGACUUCGACCACAACAAGCAGAUGCUGCACAUCAGGGUGGAGCCCAAGGAGAACGCUGCCAUUGCCUGCGGGGCCAACGGAGCAAGGCAGGACUUGAAGGCACUGUCCGGGGGCGAACGAUCCUUCUCGACCGUCUGCUUUGUCCUGGCCCUGUGGGACACCAUGGAGUGCCCGUUCCGCAUCAUGGACGAGUUCGACAUCUUCAUGGACAUGGGCAAGCGGAGAGUAAGCCUGGAGAUGAUUCUGGAGAUGACACGGCGGAAAAGCAACGGCCAGUUCAUCUUCCUCACCCCCAUCGAGAUGCCGUCCAUCGACGCACUCCGCUCCGUCAACAUGAUGAUGAUGCCAGAGCCGGCCAGGAGUCGUCCCUCCAACUAGCCGACUAUAUCUGGUUCGAGUCUGGGUGUCCACGAACACCGGAUUCAUUCCCAAACUCUAAAGGGGUUGACGGCCCCAAACUUGUUGAAAACGUUAUCAACUCUUCAACCAUUCUUUUAAUUUCGAGAUUUAUUUUUAACUCCUUUUAACUAACUUCGAGGCAGUUUUAGCAAUGCACAUCUCGCACGGUGGCUUCCUGCUUCAGUCGAAGUCAAUCAACGUGAACCUCGAACUUGGAGUGUCAUCGUCUUCUAACUCUUUGAAUUUCAUGUGGAACGCGACGGUUCGGGUGGUCAUGUAGUUUGUCUGCUCUAGUCCAGCAAACAUCCAGUGGUUAGGAGUCUAGUGUGCUGUUGUAUUUUCUUUUAACUUUUAUCAAUGGCACGUCUUUCGUAUCCAGAGUAUAUUUGUGUGACACAUUGCAGCAAAGACAGUUGCAAGGUGAGUGCUUCUCUAACUUAAUGUCUGCCUUUUUUUUUAUUAAUCUGGAACUAUCAAAAGUUUUCAGGAACUAUCAUGCUACAAUAGCAGUAACCAUGCUACCUCUUAUUCCUCGGUUAUGCUACGCCAAGUCGUCCGUGUAGCAUCUUUGUUUCUCACAUGUCUAGAGUAUCAUCAUUUGUCAAGCCAGCUUUUGUUUCAAAUUCAUCUUCAUGUUUAUUCGUGACUUAACAAGUUCAGCAGCCGAUUUCAAGUUUGUUUCUGUUGUAGUGGUUGCAACCGUGUAUAGAUAUAUGAUAAAAGUUUUAUAAUGCCUA
Molecule: messenger RNA, 4167 nt
Organism: Ixodes scapularis (black-legged tick)
Lineage: Eukaryota; Metazoa; Arthropoda; Arachnida; Ixodida; Ixodidae
Product: structural maintenance of chromosomes protein 6
Exons: 24
Coding region: 173-3409 (1078 amino acids)
Biological process (GO): chromosome organization; double-strand break repair via homologous recombination
Cellular component (GO): chromosome; Smc5-Smc6 complex; site of double-strand break
Molecular function (GO): single-stranded DNA binding; damaged DNA binding; protein binding
Source: RefSeq, a predicted model, not a curated record